AUGUCACCCACACGCGCCAUCCUUGACAGCCACAUCCACCUCUGGCCUGCCUCAGCUGCAGAUGAGAACGGUCACGCAUGGAUGAACGAUCCUGAUUUCAUCCUCUCAAAACAACACAUCCUCUCCGACUACACAACCGCAUCAUCCCCAUGUCCUCCCGCUGGCGUCAUUUACGUCGAAACGGAUCGUCGAUUGCAGGAUCCAUCUUCGGCUCCACUCGAGACUUGGGCUGCUGAGACUAUCAAAGAACUGCAGUUUCUACGCACCAUUGUCGAGGGUGAAUACGGUGCCGAAGCCUCGAAUCUGCUACAGGGCAUUGUGGCAUGGGCUCCCGUGAACCAAGGUCCAAAAGUGUUUCAACAAUGGCUGGACGUGGCCGAAAAGACCACCGGUCCUCGGACUUGGGAACGCGUAAAGGGUUUCCGGUUUUUAUUGCAAGCCAUCAGGGAUAGAGCCGAGUUCGAGGACUUGGUAUUGAGUGACGACUUCAUCGCCAUCUUGAGGUCAUUCUCACACCGAGACAAGAAAUUCACUUUCGAUGUCGGAAUCGACCAAUGCAGCGGCGGCACCUGGCAACUGGAAAGCUUCACAAAAGUCUUGGAGAAACUCUACGACGCCGUACCGGAAGACAAGAGAACAACGUUGGUCUUGAACCACAUGUGCAAACCAGAAUAUACAUCUACAUCCUCCGACCCCUUUUCACGGUGGAAAAACUGUAUCGAGACAUUUGCUUCUUACCCUCGAGUCUAUAUGAAACUGUCAGGCGCCUUUUCCGAACUCAGCAAAGAUGCCUCUCCAGUCGACACUGCAGAUCCCAAGGAGUUGGCAACCAGAAUACAGCCAUGGACGGAUGUCGUCUUUGAUGCAUUCGGCCCGCAGAGGAUCAUGUUUGGAAGUGACUGGCCUGUAUGUAACGUCAAAGGACCGAAAGAAGAGGGAAGCUGGCCUGUUUGGACAAACGUUGUAGAAGAAGUGUUGACCCGAAGGAACUGUACGGAACAAGAAAAGGAAAGAGUAUGGAGUGGAACAGCCAAAGAGGCAUACGCCCUGUGA
Molecule: messenger RNA, 1053 nt
Organism: Aureobasidium namibiae CBS 147.97
Lineage: Eukaryota; Fungi; Ascomycota; Dothideomycetes; Dothideales; Saccotheciaceae
Exons: 2
Coding region: 1-1053 (350 amino acids)
Molecular function (GO): hydrolase activity
Source: RefSeq, a predicted model, not a curated record